AUGCUGCCAACUAAUUCCGCCAACCCUCCAGGACACUGUUGUUACUGGGUCAACUAUCUUCCAAGACUGCACUACGAAUCAGAUAUCCCGGGUCCUCACACGGUUCUGGAAAGCCAAUUUCCAUUGGGAUACGCUUCCUUUCGAAACCUUCAAUACCAGACCUCGUAUAUUGAAGCAAUCAGGGGCACCAUGUCAAUUCUAGGGCAUGAAAACUUGCAGCUCAGCCCGGAGAGUGGUCGAGACUGA
Pochonia chlamydosporia 170 is the source of this 246-nucleotide messenger RNA. RefSeq lists its product as hypothetical. The coding region runs from base 1 to 246 and encodes 81 amino acids. The transcript has a single exon. NCBI's taxonomy places the organism in Eukaryota, Fungi, Ascomycota, Sordariomycetes, Hypocreales, Clavicipitaceae. The record is from RefSeq and is a predicted model, not a curated record.